This is a messenger RNA of Dromiciops gliroides (monito del monte), 4974 nucleotides long. RefSeq names its product Rho GTPase activating protein 12 (gene ARHGAP12). Gene Ontology annotation, molecular function: protein binding. Gene Ontology annotation, cellular component: cytoplasm. NCBI's taxonomy places the organism in Eukaryota, Metazoa, Chordata, Mammalia, Microbiotheria, Microbiotheriidae. Gene Ontology annotation, biological process: signal transduction; regulation of GTPase activity. The record is from RefSeq and is a predicted model, not a curated record.
CGCCCCCGCGUCAGCGCGCACUCCCGACGUGCCCUGGAACUUACCCUCCCUCCGAGGCAGAGCCCGGGGACGCCGCUGGGCUCCGGGCGCCGCCGCCGCCGUGUUUACUCUCCAGCCGUCCGGCUCUCGCUGCCGUCGCCUUCCUGAGCCCAGACCUUCAGAAGUCAUAAUGUGUGUCUUUUUUCUGGAGAGGUGAAUGAUACUGAAGAAAAAUGGCUGACAGAGGCGGGAGGACCAUUCCAGGACAAGUAUAUAUUGAAGUGGAGUAUGAUUAUGAAUAUGAAGCAAAAGACAAAAAGAUUGUGAUAAAACAAGGAGAGCGGUAUAUCUUGGUGAAAAAGACAAAUGAUGACUGGUGGCAAGUCAAACCAGAUGAGAAUUCCAAGCCUUUUUAUGUUCCAGCACAGUAUGUUAAAGAAGUAGGUCGCAAAGCACUAAUGCCACCUAUUAAACCUGCAGUCGGACUACUAAAUAAUUCCACAAAAAUGAUUCAGAGAUCUACAGAAAAUGUGAAUAAAUCACCUGAGCUUUCAAGUUUUGGGAAGUCAUCAUCUAUUCAAGUAACAGGUCUGGUUCGUGAUGCUAAUCAGAACUUUGGACCAAAUAAUAGCCCAGGUCAGACUGUCAGUCUAAGUCUAGACUUUGCCCCCAACAAUGGGAAAUUUAACAGUGACUCACAGUCUCCUAAGGUUUCCGGUCAGAGUAGGACACACUUAUUUGGUCACUUUUCAGGUCCAGAGUUCAUCGACAUAGAGAAAACCAGCUUUUCUCAUGAACAGUCCUGUGAUUCAGCAGGCGAAGGUUCAGAAAGAAUCCAUCAAGAUUCAGAAUCUGGUGAUGAACUGAGCAGUAGUUCUACUGAGCAGAUACGGCCGACCACGCCACCAAAUCAAGGAAGACCAGAUUCUCCUGUCUAUGCUAAUUUACAAGAAUUGAAAAUAUCUCAGUCUGCACUUCCCCCUCUUCCUGGCAGUUCUGCUAUUCAGAUUAAUGGGGAAUGGGAAACUCAUAAAGACAGUACAGGACGCUGUUAUUACUACAACCGAGGAACUCAGGAAAGAACCUGGAAGCCACCUCGAUCAACUCGAGAUGCCAACGUAAACAAAGGAGACUGCCAGAACUCAGGAGACCAAGAGCUUCUUUCAUUGGAAGAUAAUUACCACAGUUCUUAUUACGGCCAGUCAGAUAGUCAGUGUGGUUCUCCUCCAAGGGGCUGGUCAGAAGAAUUGGAUGAACGUGGGCACACCUUAUAUACCAGUGACUAUACUAAUGAAAAGUGGUUGAAGCAUGUUGACGAUCAAGGCAGACAAUAUUACUACAGUGCAGAUGGAUCUCGAUCAGAAUGGGAAUUACCAAAGUAUAAUGCUUCACAGCAGCAAAGAGAAAUAAUUAAAAGUAGGAGCCUGGACAGGAGGCUACAGGAACCAAUAGUAUUAACAAAGUGGAGGCACAGCACUAUUGUAUUAGACACCAAUGACAAGGAAUCUCCACCUUCCACAAAGCCCUGCUUUCCAGAAAAUGAGUCUUCUCCCUCUUCACCAAAGCACCAAGCCACAGGCCAAGAAAAAUAUGGAUUGUUAAAUGUAACAAAAAUGACUGAAAAUGGGAAAAAAGUUAGAAAGAACUGGUUAUCUUCCUGGGCAGUAUUACAAGGUUCAUCUUUACUAUUUACCAAAACCCAAGGAAGUAGCACAAGUUGGUUCGGGGGUAAUCAGUCUAAGCCGGAGUUCACUGUGGACCUCAAAGGAUGCAACUUGAGUUGGGCUUCAAAGGAUAAGUCCAGCAAAAAGAAUGUAUAUGAGCUAAAAACACGUCAAGGAACUGAAUUGUUAAUUCAGUGUGACAACGACACCCUUAUGAAUGACUGGAUUAAAGUUCUUAAUUCUACCAUCAGUAAUCAGGCCGUUGAAUAUGAUGAAGCCGUUGAAGAGGAGGUGCCGAAUCCCCAGGAGUGGGAAAAACAUGACAAAGAAAAGGACCAUAAAGACUCCAAAAAACUCCACAGUGUAAAGAUUUUGAGCAUAGAUUCUUCAGAGCAGAAAAAAACGAAAAAAAAUUUGAAGAAGUUUCUUACUAGACGACCUACUUUGCAAGGACGUGAAAAAGGUUAUAAUAAAGAUCAGGUUUUUGGUUCCAAUCUUGCAAAUCUGUGUCAGAAAGAGAACAGCACAGUGCCAAAGUUUGUAAAGUUAUGCAUCGAGCAUGUUGAGGAACACGGUUUGGAUAUUGAUGGGAUAUACAGAGUAAGUGGAAAUCUUGCAGUGAUACAGAAACUAAGAUUUGCAGUUAAUCAUGAUGAGAAAUUGGAUUUGAAUGAUAGUAAAUGGGAAGAUAUCCAUGUCAUCACUGGAGCACUCAAAAUGUUUUUUAGAGAGUUACCGGAGCCUCUUUUUACAUUUAACCAUUUUAAUGAUUUUGUUAAUGCAAUUAAACAAGAACCAAGACAGCGAGUUGGUGCUGUCAGAGAUUUAAUUAAACAGUUGCCAAAGCCAAAUCAAGACACCAUGCAGGUUCUUUUCAGACACCUCAAAAGAGUUGUAGAAAAUGGAGAAAAAAACCGAAUGACCUAUCAGAGUGUAGCAAUUGUUUUUGGUCCCACUCUGUUAAAGCCAGAGAAAGAGACUGGUAACAUAGCAGUUCAUACUGUAUACCAAAAUCAGAUUGUGGAAUUAAUUCUUCUGGAACUGAACUCCAUUUUCGGGCGCUGAGUCUUAUUGGAGACGGAACCAGGGAAGAAUUGGGAGUCAGAAUCCAUCAGAUUGCAAAUCUUUGUACACAAUGUAUUAUGUUUGUGGACCAAGCCAACAGCUCAAUGAUUUUGCACUUUUUUUGGAGGGCAGGGGGAAGGACGGCUGGGAGGAGGAGGGUCAGGGUGUGUUUAAGCCCCCAUGUUUGUUGCUGUUAUUGCAAGUUGACAUUUUUUAUUAUCUGAUUUUAUUUCAUUGACUAUUUUGGAGUUUUACGCUCUAAACUUGUGUUGAAAUUAAAAUUUGCAAUUCUAGCAUAGGCAUAUACACUGGAUUUCUUGGAGAGAAAGCUAAGAUUAAGGGUGAUCCCAGACUGAAUGGUCUGGAUUUGUUUUUCCUCAUUUUUAGGCUCAUCACUUGAUAGGAUAAUACCCACUAUUGGUUACUUUGAGAACUCUUUCAGGGCAUUUUGAGCAAAAUAAAAUGAAUCCGUUUUUGAAACCUAUGUAUUCCCUUUCCAGGAUUUCUGCAUGCAGUGGCCAGCUGUCAGUCUAAUGCCAGUGCUCACAGUGGUCAGUGUAGUUUACAAUUCCCCAGAUAUAAUCCUUUGAUUACGGCUUGCUGUCUUUUACUCUGCUGCACAGCAUCCAAACUGGAUGUCUUAGCUGCUUGAUAGAGCAGCGUGCUAAUAGUACUUCAGACACUGAACUCAUAAGGAUAUCCAUCAAAGGGUAUUUUCUGUGACAUACUGGAGUUUUUCUCUAUCAUAAGUCAGUUGUUCAAGGUAUUUCUUGGCCUACCUUGUGUGCUAUUCUGAAUUACCGCUAAUAAUCCUGAUUAAAUGCUGACUCUAUCUACUGCCAUACUGAGUUCUUGAUAGGACCCUGUGGUGGUGAACUCAUUUGAUUGUAAAUAUAGGCUAAAGACCUAAUGACCUUCAGCUUAUGUACAUAAUUGUGUUGUAUAGUUUCAAAGUACAUUCUAGUCAUACAUUUCUAAUCAUGGUUAUAUUAGCUAUAGGUAAUCCUUCCAGUGAAUAUUAGGUUUCCUCCAAGAAACAGGCUAUUAUUUGGGAAAGCUAACUGUGUGCACUUUUAGAUUAUAAUUACAUUUGCAGGCAAAUCACUGUAAUGCAAAUGGUACUGGAAAAAUACUGAAUAGGCUUGCUAAAUGGUUAAUGCACUACAUGAGGAGCCUUUUAGGUUAUUUAAUGUGUACAGAAUACAUUGAGAAAACGUAUUACAGAAUUCUAACUCUACAGUAUAGUAGUAGAAGCCCAUGUGUAAAUUGGCUGGUUGUUGAAUGGAAAAUGAGAUUGCUAACUUGGAGAAUUUCUUUUUACAUUACUAAUGUAGAUUGACUUGUAUGAUAAAACAGGUUUGGGAAGAUUUUGUGACAGGGAGCAUGGUCUGCUGGAGAUUUUUUUUAAAAAUGUAUUUUUCUAGACUAACUGCUAUAUAUGAGAUGUCUAAUCUGAAUAAAGAAAAUAUAAAAUAUUUAGAGAUUUUUUUCCAUCACAGAUUUGCAUGAAUUUUAUUUGUUGAACUUGCAAGCAUGCUUUAUACCUCAAUUUUCUGUUUUUAUAUCAGUUGAAACUGGUAUUUCCUGUGGUAAAUAUCACUGUUUCCCCCAUCUCAUACCCUUCCAUUUUUAAUGUCCUAAUAUUUUAAACUGUUCUGAUUUAUAAACAGAUAUGUUGUAUUAAUUUACAGGAUGGUUUGGGGGGAGGUGGAUUUUUUGCUGUUAUUCUUUCUAAAAACCUUCCACCUGAGUUAAAUAGUGAAAAUAAUGUAUUUGUCAUUAUGAACAUGUGGAAUUGGUUACAUAAGCCAGAUUAUUUCCUAACUGUCAUAUAACUGAUUGUUCCAAGGAAGAGGGAAGCGAGACAACUCUCAGCCUUCCUUAUUUGCAAAAGUUGUAUUUAAUGGCACAAGGAGUGUUAGGACUCCAUAGCAGUUUCAGAUUAGGAAAACAAUGUGAGACUUAAAGCAUUUUUUUUUCUCUGUAGCCAUAGAAAUACUAUGGAGAUCAAAAGGUACAAUUGUCCUGUGAUUCUUGUUUGUGUAUGUAUGUUUUGUCUUGGUGUUCAUUGUUCCACAGCUAAUCUGUUUUAUUGUAAUAUUGUAUGUACAAUGAAUGUCUUCUCUGUUUAAUCCUUUGUGAAUUAAAAAUUGCCAGUGUCACUUUCAUUGGUAAAGCACCAAACUAGUAAUAUAUGUGUUCUGACCAAGAGGGUUUCAUUUUGUAGUAGAAAACAUACUAAAAGCAAAAAUCUGUUAUCAGUAAA